Puccinia graminis f. sp. tritici CRL 75-36-700-3 is the source of this 855-nucleotide messenger RNA. RefSeq lists its product as uncharacterized. The record is from RefSeq and is a predicted model, not a curated record. Bases 163 to 525 code for a protein of 120 amino acids. The transcript is spliced from 2 exons. NCBI's taxonomy places the organism in Eukaryota, Fungi, Basidiomycota, Pucciniomycetes, Pucciniales, Pucciniaceae.
UCUGCUCAACCCCCCCCCUCUCCACUUUUUCAGCUAGUCCUAUGAUUUGAUCUAACAGAUCAAUUACCUGAAUUCGCCACUGAGUUACAGUGCUUCUGCCCCAGUCUUAUAGAGAGUAGAUCUUUUUUUUCAUUAGUUAGUAUCCAAUUAGGAGUAGUCAAGAUGUUGAUUCCCCUGAGGAAUUUCCAAGGGUCAUGUUCUUUGUUUGUCUUGACAAGCUUUGUCCUUUUACAACAUGCAGUUAUAGUCGUAGAAGGGAUCAAAUGUAUCACAUGCAAUGCGGAAGGCGUGGUGGUUGACGAGAAGUCGCAAACGUUGUGCAACUUUAGGCAAAAAUGUGGUGAACAUCAGUGUGGAAAUUGGCGAAGUGCAACUAGGUAUGACUGCCAGAGAUCGGGUUGUGGAAAGAUCCAUUUCAAGCUCACUGGCACAUGCAAUCACCAAACCGACUGCCAAUGCCAGGUCCAAAGGGAAAAUUGGCUGAAAACCUACGAAGACAAGCAUUUGGGGGACUGGAUGACCUAGCAGUAACCAUCCUUCACAGAGGCUCGGUGUCUCUCCUCUAGCAACAAAUCCAAAUCACUUUGAAGAGAGUGACAAGUCUGGGGUUCAGAUUGCAGCAGACCCAACCCCUGGCAGCUGCCACCCCUAAAUCUGUCCUAUUACACAUUACCCCAUUUUCAUUUUCAAAACCAUUAUUGUUAGUUAUCCUGUAUACAAAACCCCCUGCAAAUCCACUUUACUUUGAAUAACCAUUGCCCAUCUGCUUUAAACAACCAUUACCCAUUUGAAAUGAUCUUGAAGGAUGCAUGCAUCUCACCACACAUCUGAGUAGAUGACACUGUCUCUAUUUAU